AUGGCGCAUCUCUGGGCCGCCUGUGCCAGCAUCUCACCACCCUCACUCCCGGGGCGGCCGCUCCGCCGCUGCCGGGACCCCGGGCCCCGCCGCUCCUCCGCCGCCAGCCCCGCCGCCUUGGGAGCCCGAGGCCCCGCUGCCUUUGGCCCCGUUCCCCUCGGCCCCGCUGCCCUCGGCCCUGCUGCCCUCAGCCCCGCUGCCCUCGGCCCCGCUCCCCUCAGCCACGCUCCCCUCGGCCCCGCUGUCCCUCGGUCCCGCUUCCCUCAGCCACGCUCCCCUCAGCCCCGCUCCCCUCAGCCACGCUCCCCUCGGCCCCGCUGUCCCUCGGUCCCGCUUCCCUCAGUCCCGCUGCCCUCCCCUCCGUUCCCCUCGGCCCCGCUGCCCUCGGCCCCGUUCCCCUCGGCGCCGCUGCCCUCCCCUCCGUUCCCCUCGCCCGCGCUGCCCUCGGCCCGCAGCGCCCAGGGUGUCCGGGCGCGCCCGGCGGGAGCGGCGCUGCCCGGGAGCAUCGCCGGGACCGCGCCGAGUGCCCGCUGCUCCUGCCUCCGGAGCGAGCCCGAGCUCCCCGCAAUCGUGGCAGGGGCCGCGAUCUGCCAGCCCCACCGCCGGGGAAACACACGGGGGGCUCUGCCCAAGGAGCCGCAGCCGGGAUCCCUGGUUUCCCGGCGUUUCCCAUCGGGAGCGCAGGCGGCGGCACGUGCCGGAGCUCCAUCAGGGCUGCGCGCAGGGCAAGGCUGCAGACCCCAGAACAGUUUUGUGAUAGCACCCAGGCGCUUCACUCCAGCCACGCUCAACGGGAGUCCGACACUCAAACAACCACGGGGAUCGGGGUGUUAG
This is a messenger RNA of Melospiza melodia melodia, 834 nucleotides long. RefSeq lists its product as uncharacterized. The transcript is spliced from 2 exons. The record is from RefSeq and is a predicted model, not a curated record. Lineage: Eukaryota; Metazoa; Chordata; Aves; Passeriformes; Passerellidae. The coding region runs from base 1 to 834 and encodes 277 amino acids.